Messenger RNA from Cygnus olor (mute swan), 5235 nucleotides. RefSeq names its product polycomb group ring finger 3 (gene PCGF3). Bases 55 to 1218 code for a protein of 387 amino acids. The record is from RefSeq and is a predicted model, not a curated record. The transcript has 9 exons. Gene Ontology annotation, cellular component: PRC1 complex. Lineage: Eukaryota; Metazoa; Chordata; Aves; Anseriformes; Anatidae. Gene Ontology annotation, biological process: regulation of transcription by RNA polymerase II.
GGGAAGAGGAGGAGGGGGCAGACAGCGCCGGGCCCGGCCGAGGGCCCCACGCGCAUGCGCGCUGAUCGCGGCGCCCCCGCUCGGCUGUGCUCGGGCCGCGCUCGGCUAUUUCCGCCUCUUUGUUUUAAACUCCGGGCCGAGCCCUUUAAUUCCGAACCGACGCCCCCUCCCCCUCCCGUGUGUUUUUUUUUUUUUUUUAUAAAUUUUUUAUCCCCCCCCCCUUUUUUUUUUUUUUUUUCCUCCCCCCCCGUGGGGGGGAGGGGACGAGGGGCCGGUUUCUCUCCCCCUCCCCAUCCUCCUCCUCCUCCUCCUCCUCCUCCCCCUCCUCCUCCUCCUCCUCCUCCUCCUCCUCCUCCCGCUCGCUGCCGCGCCCGGGGAAGGUCGGAGGGGCAGGGGGACAGACGGACGGACAGACAGCGGGGAGCCCUCAGCACCCCCUCCUCGCCCACCCGGGAUCGGGCCCCGAGAGGACACCGGCAGACACCAAAGAUGCUAACAAGAAAGAUUAAGCUUUGGGACAUUAAUGCCCACAUAACCUGUCGCCUGUGCAAUGGAUACCUGAUUGAUGCUACCACUGUUACAGAAUGCUUACAUACGUUCUGUAGAAGCUGCCUAGUGAAAUAUUUGGAGGAAAACAACACCUGUCCGACUUGUAGAAUUGUUAUACAUCAGAGUCACCCAUUGCAGUAUAUUGGUCAUGACAGAACAAUGCAAGAUAUCGUUUACAAACUUGUGCCAGGCCUCCAAGAAGCGGAAAUGAAGAAACAAAGGGAGUUCUAUCACAAACUGGGCAUGGAAGUUCCAGGGGAUAUCAAAGGGGAGACAUGUUCUGCAAAACAACAUCUAGAUUCCCAUCGGAAUGGUGAAACUAAAACAGAUGAAAAUUCAAACAAAGAAACUUCUGAGGAAAAACAGGAAGAGGAUAAUGACUACCACCGAAGUGAUGAACAGGUAAGCAUCUGCUUGGAAUGCAAUAGCAGCAAAUUGCGUGGAUUGAAACGAAAAUGGAUCCGCUGUUCAGCACAAGCAACUGUCCUGCAUCUAAAGAAGUUCAUUGCCAAAAAACUUAAUCUUUCUUCUUUUAAUGAGCUGGACAUAUUAUGCAAUGAAGAGAUUCUUGGCAAGGACCACACACUCAAGUUUGUAGUUGUUACUAGAUGGAGAUUUAAGAAAGCACCUCUACUGCUACAUUACAGACCCAAAAUGGACUUGCUGUAAGAGAACUUUAUUGUCCUUCUGGACAGAGUUUUUUGCAGAGACUAUCAUCUGGCACCUUCUUAGUGCAUCACUAAUCACAUGACACAAACCAGCCGAAUAAUUUUGGAAGACUGUAGUACUUUCAUAGCGGACUGUCCUUCUGAAUAUUUCUCCUAGGGAUGUGUUACCUAGAUUUCUGGACAGAAAAUAUUUAUACUUAUUUUGUACGAAAGAAAGAAAUUGCAACUCAACAAGACACUACCAGCACUAAGUUUACAGAUACUGAAAACACUUCACAGUUCCAUGUAGCUCAGCCUGAUUCAUCUUUUACAGUUACACAGAAAUAAGUUAGAAUGUUGUGGGGUGAUUUUAAAAUGUUGCUUUUGACACCAAGUUGCAUUUAGUUACUUCUCACAUUCUGAAUAUUUAAAAAUUAUAUUUUUGCAAAGUGUUCUUGUGUUAUAUAGUAUGCCUGAUUGCAUUGGCUUUAAUCAAGUUGUUCUGUAGAUCAUUGAACAUAACUAAUGAUAUAUAGUGACUGGUGAUAUUUAUUAUGCUGCAUUGAAAACUGAAAAUCUGGGAAACCAAUGAGUUUGUUAGUUUUGCCCAAUUGUUGCUUUCCCCCACUUUCUGUUUUGGUAAAGUCUUGAUGCCCCUUUUGCAUGUUGAUUUGGUAAGAUUAAUAACAGUCACUGCAGUUGAUUUUUAAUGUGCCCUGAUAUUUUGCCAUGGCAUUACAUCAUGACAAGUACUCAAAAGUGCUAGAUUUGUGAACUUUAAAAUAUAUAUAUAAAUACAUAUUUCUUAUUCAGCUAUGGCUUGCAGAAAUCAGUUUUUACUUUAGAGAGAAUUUGUUGUCAUUGACUGUUGAAACCCUGGCUCUUGAACAACAUUGGGUGAUAUUGCACAAUUUUUAGUGAUUAAAAAUUACUUAGGUAAUUAAGAGCAGCUUUAUAUUUUAUGAACAGCUUUAUAUUUCCUUCACCUGUUUUCUUAUGAAACCAUACCUUUUUCUUCAGGACAAUUACUAGAUGUUUUGGGGGUCAGACAAGAUUAUUUUUGCACCUUCUGGCCUUAACUUAUAAUUUUACUUGCAUCAGCCAUAGUGGAUGCAAGGUGACAUAUAUGCUGUGUAUGUGUGUACAUAUCUAUACACAUAUAAACCUAUAUAUGUUAUGGAACGCACCCUCAAUAGCACUUAGCAGAGUUCGCUGCACUGUUUGUAAGGCUUUUUGUAAUUGUCGGCUUUUUAAAAACAGUAGUUGAAACUGAUUUCUGCAAGAUGUAUACUGUAUAGCAUGUAUAGUACAGAUGUGAGAGCAUUUGCGUGCCAGGGUGUAAGUUACUUAGAACUCCCAAUAUACAGUUUGCAUCUGGAAAUAGCUAACCUUCUAACUUUCAGAAGCAUUUUCCAGUCAGCUGAAAAUGCUAGCUGCUAUACCUAUUUUUUUUUUUUUUGAUAAACUGCCUUUGGAUAAGAAAGUAAGCCUGCUUGUAACUGCCCUGCUUUCUCUAUCUGUGCUCCUUCCCCUCUUCUGCAAGAAAGUAUUACUUGUUACCGAUAACAGGAAGCUGAUAUCGCAAGAGCUUUGUUAAGUAUUUUCAGUCAUCUUCCUCUUCUUGAGUUUUCAAAGCACCACAUUCCUCAGCAUAUCUCCUGCAUUUUCAUUCUAUGGAGUCUUCAGCUCUCCUUUCUUAGAUCUGCUGCUGCAGAAGGGAUGUUCCAAUUUUUGUUUAUCUUUGAAAACAGGGUUUUUCAGUUUUAUGUAUAGUCACAGAUGUGAAUGGGAAGGAAAUCAAAAGUUAUGCAAGCAGAGAAAGAACCGAAAUAUGGAGAUGGGACCCAAAUGAAGGCUAAAAAGAGCUGCUGUCCCUGCAAAUGAGGGCAUAAAGUAGCUAGAUCUGAAUGUCUGGUCAGCAUCCAGGCCUUGUGUGUGGGUGUGUGCAUGCACAUAGAGCGAUGGAAUUGGAACGUGGCUCUGGUUUUGUCUUACUGUUUCCAUACUUAUAUAUGUAUUUCAGCUUUCACCUGUAUUUAACAUUUAUUGAAUUGGUAGGGCAAAUGAGAUCUUGAGUCUACCUUUUUAUAAGCUUUUUAUGAAAACAGUGAAUGCAGGUGGUAUGGAUGCACAUGCAAACUGGCAUACUGGGCCUUUCUGGAGCUGUUCAUGUGGUUGUUACUGUCCUAGUGUAAAUAAGGGACUGGCUCUAGCCAGUGAAGCACUGAGAAUACUAACACGGCUAUAAGUAGCCGCCCUCUGUACACCCUGAAUGUACAGAUACUGGCUGUACCUGACGUAGACAUAGAAUUAAAUCCCCUAGACAGCAUCCUGAUUAAGAUAGUUUUUGUGUGUGUUUAUAUGUGUGCACAAAUGUGCGCACACACACACACUUGUGCGUGAGAUCUGUCUACCUCAGAAUGAGUGUACUGCAGAAAUAUUUUGUACAUCCAGACAUUGAUGCAGUGCUGUUAAAGUAUGUUAGGAUUUUAGCACUUUCCACUGUGUAGUUGUACAACUGAGGACUCAGUAGCAAACAAGCAAAUUCAUAAGCCUUUCCAAUCUAUCGUUUUCUGUAAAAAAAAAAAAAAUUAAAUAAAUAAAUAAAUAAAAAAUCUGUAGUACAGAACAUAUAUUUGGAAGUUUUUAGCCCUCUUUAGAAUCACUUGAAUUUAUUAUGGUGCUAUCAAUAUGUUGAAAACUCUGUUGAUACCUAUGUAGACAGGUAAAUUCAAGCCAGUAUUAAUAUCUAUAAAUGUUUGGGAGUUUUUUCCUCAGAAUUGUGUGCAACUGCUUUUGCAAUGUGUUUAGUCUGAUAAAACCUCAUCAGUGAAAAGAAAAGAAAAAAAAAGAAACCCCUGUUAUUUUUCUAAAUCAUAUGUCAUAGUGUCUUUGGUAUAGAAACUCUUUCCCUCAGGAGGGGUGUGAUUGUGUCUGGACCAUGUAUUUAUUUACUCUAGCCUUACUAAAAGACUACAAUGCAAUUGAAUUGAACUGAGAGGGAGGCCUCCUUUGGGUCAGAGCUCUGUUUCACUUCUGUGAAGCUUAGGAGACAGUUAAUUUAUAUCAAGAUUAUAUUGGGUAGAAUAACCCUGAUUCUGUUCAAAGUUGAACUGAAAGUUGGACUCAGCAUAGAUAUCUCUGUCCUAGCGAGAUCCUGUUCAGUUUAUUUUGGAUUUCUUUGAAGAUGGCAUUACUGUGAAGUAGUUUUCACAAUUGCUUACGCUGGUAAAUAAUUACAGUAAAGAAGUAUCUUGUUACGUUAUCCUCAGCAGCAAUGAGACUGAUGAAUCACCCAGGGUCAGAGUCUCAUUAAAUAUAGUUUCAUUAAAAACAGAGAAUUCAGAUAGAAUAUAUAAUAUUGAAUUUAAAUAAGAUUUGGGGUUUUAAAAAUUAACUUUAUAAAAUUAUUUAUUCUAUUUUAAACCUUCUGUCUUAUUUUACCAUCCAAGUAUUUUUGGUUUCAAUGGUCCAACUUUAUUUACGGGCAUAUAAAAUGAAAUUGUAAGAUGUUUUUACAAGCUUCUUCCUUUUACAUUAAGUAGCUUUUAUUUGUAUGUUUUUGUUUUGUAUGGAUAAAGAGCAUUACUUAUGUUUUUGUGCAAUAGGUUUGAAACAUGCAUUUAUUAGGCAUAUGUUUAAAUUGUAAAUGUAGCAUCUACUUACCGUUAAACUUUAAAAGGACUGUAGAUGGCAUUUUUGAUUUGUUCAAAUGGGGUUUUAUUUGGGGCUGUUACUUGGGGAUGUUGUUUUUGAUCUUUCUUUAUUUUAAGAGUGGAGUGUGGGAUAUAAAUUUGUGUAAGUACAAGAACUAUCUGUCAGCAAUAUUCUAAAAUAAAUGAUCUUGCAAGAAACCUUAAUGUGAAUUGUGGAAGCAAUCGGCAAGACUUGCAGCCUAUCUGAAAAUGUUUUGUGCCAUUGUUAUGUCUGGUAUUUUUGUAUACCAUCAAACCUGGGAAUAUUUAUUUUUAUUGGUUGUGCAAUAGUGUACACAACACUAUCACUUCUGGGGAUAUGGGACCAUAAAAAAAAUAUCAGA